Molecule: messenger RNA, 987 nt
Organism: Lodderomyces parapsilosis
Lineage: Eukaryota; Fungi; Ascomycota; Pichiomycetes; Serinales; Debaryomycetaceae
Product: rhomboid protease
Exons: 1
Coding region: 1-987 (328 amino acids)
Cellular component (GO): membrane
Molecular function (GO): serine-type endopeptidase activity
Source: RefSeq, a predicted model, not a curated record
AUGUUCCAAUCGUUACGACUCAUGAGACCUAGUCUAGGUCGUAAUUAUUUGUUUAGCAAUAGCAGCCUUUUGUCACUAGCGCCAAAGAAUAUACGGCAAGCCAAAAAUGUUCUGUUCAACAGCAAUGUCCAAAUCUUACAAUCAUCAAUGAACCCAUGGCAAAGAAAUUUUCUUAAACAGUUUAUGAACCAACGAAUGAAACAAUCACCACUAAGUAGAAGUCCAACUUGGAAGAGCUAUAAUCUGUACUAUAAUAGAUCCAGCUGGGACAAGUUGAAGAAACCUUUACUAUUCACAGUGGCAUUUUGUGUGGGAACAACACUUUUAACACCUUAUUUAUACAACUACACACCUUUAUCUGUGCUCAAGCAACACCCUCAAGCCUUAGUUUGGAGUAUCAUUGCCAUAAAUGGUGCUGUUUUCUUAAUGUGGAGGGUGCCUCAAUUACAACGAUUCACAAUGCGGUAUGCCAUAUUACUCAAGGAUAAUAUCCAAUCACCAUGGACAUUGUUGUGGUCGGCUUUCUCUCAUCAAAGCUUUGCCCAUUUCUUUAUCAACAUGCUUUGUUUCCAGUCAUUUGCUGUGUCUUUGGUGGGAAUACUUGGUGUGUCCAAUUUCACCAUUAUGUAUUUAAAUGCUGCUGUCCUUUCAUCGUUUGCAUCCCUUGCAAUUCCAAUGGUUUUGGGUAGUUCGUUGGCGGUUGCAUCACUUGGUGCAUCGGGUGCAAUCUUUAGUGUAUUCGGUUGUUUCUCAUACUUGUUUCCAGCUUCGCCAGUUGGUAUAUUCUUUAUCCCCGUUCCUGGUGGAGCUUGGGUGUUGUUUUUAGGUACUAUGCUUUGGAACGCCGCUGGGUGUGCUUUGAGGUGGGGAACGUUUGAUUAUGCUGCACAUUUAGGGGGCAGUUUGGUUGGAAUUGCUUAUGGCUACUACUUUAACAAAAAGAGAAAAGAGCAGAUUCGUAGAAGAAGGUUGGUAUUGGAUUUUUAA